Messenger RNA from Coccinella septempunctata (seven-spotted ladybird), 733 nucleotides. RefSeq names its product kxDL motif-containing protein CG10681. The record is from RefSeq and is a predicted model, not a curated record. Gene Ontology annotation, cellular component: BORC complex. Gene Ontology annotation, biological process: lysosome localization. NCBI's taxonomy places the organism in Eukaryota, Metazoa, Arthropoda, Insecta, Coleoptera, Coccinellidae. Bases 169 to 594 code for a protein of 141 amino acids. The transcript is spliced from 2 exons.
GACUAAUCGACUAUUGAAAAGAUCUAAUCUUUGUUAAUGAAUGAAAACAAACAGCACUCUCAGCAAACUGGUAAAAUGUUUGUUUUAUAAUCAGUAGUUACAGAAGACCUCUUAAUAAAAGUUAUCUCGCAUAUUUAUUUAUUAACUUCAUAAAACUUAAAAGGAGACAUGGAAAGUAAAGGAACACCAGAAAGUGAUUUCAGUAUUGAAUGUUUUCAAAACUACACAGCCCCAGAGGUAUUCAUUCAAGGAUUAGCUGGUAUAAUCGAUCAGCAAGAUGUGAAAUCAAUGAUAAUAGCCCAAAAACAAAUGUUACAAAGAUUUGAGAAAACUAACGAAAUGUUAACCAAUUGCAAUGCGCUAAGCGCUUCUAGGUUGAAAUCAGUAGGUCCAGAAUUCAAAAAACACUGUCAAACAUUUCUAGAGAUGAAAAAAGAUUUGGAUUACAUCUUCAAAAAAAUCAGAGCAAUCAAAACCAAAAUAUCAGCUCAAUACCCAGAAGCUUAUGCAGAGGCUUAUUCAAAUAACAACCCUUUAGAGAACUCUGAUAUGCAGGAUAGUGAUGAAAAUAUAUUUCAACCAAAGGAAGAUUGAAAACAUUUUAUUUAUUCAGAAUUACAUUUUAUUUAAUUUCAUAAUGAGUUCAAAUUCUUAAAAUUCAUAUAUACACAUGGAAAUAUAAUCAGAUAAAUAAAGAACCAUCUGCUGGACCUAGAUAAUGUAAAGAAAUGAG